UCCCUCCCCGCGGUCGUUGGUCCCCCCCCUUUCCCUCCGCCGCGCGUGGAACGCGCCGCCCCCACAACCCCUCGCGCGCGGCACGGCGCCUCCCUUUGCCCGCCGGAGGCCGAACGGAGCGGAGGCGGCCGCCGCCUGCCCGGGCCCAGCGCUGCCGAAAAAUGGCAGUCGACUACUUUUUGCAUGAGAAGAUCUGGUUUGAGAAGUACAAGUAUGAUGAUGCUGAGAGAAGAUACUACGAGCAGAUGAACGGGCCAGUUAGCAGCUCUUCACAACAGCAGGAGAACGGAGCCAGCACGAUCCUACGCGACAUUGCCAGAGCCAGGGAGAAUAUCCAGAAAUCGCUGGCCGGACAGAAGACAGUUCCUCGUAGCAAAGAAGCUCCUUCUGCCCGUCCCAAGAGGCAGUCAGGCCGCUCAACUAGCGCAAGCACAACCUCUUCUGGGCCUGCCGGUGACCAAAAUGAACUCCUUUCCAGAAUUUCUCACCUGGAGGUAGAAAAUCAAAACCUUCGCAGUGUUGUUGCAGACCUUCAGAUGGCCAUCUUCAAGUUGGAAAGCCGCCUGAAUGCUCUGGAAAAGUCAUCUACCUCCCACCAACCCUCACCGGUUCCUCCAACCCAGAAAGUGGAGCCGUUCAGUGUUCCCUCCAAGAAAGUGGAGCUCCCUUCUGCUUCACCGGCAAAGAAAACUGAGCCAGCUGCUGCAGAGGAAGAUGAUGAUGAUAUUGACCUCUUUGGCAGUGAUGAUGAAGAGGAAGACCAAGAGGCUGCCAAAGUCCGGGAGGAGAGACUGCGUCAGUACGCAGAGAAGAAGGCCAAGAAACCGGGUCUUAUUGCCAAGUCUUCUAUCCUUCUGGAUGUGAAGCCGUGGGAUGAUGAGACUGACAUGGCGAAGAUGGAGGAGUGCGUCCGGUCCAUCCACAUGGAUGGGCUGGUGUGGGGAGCCUCCAAGCUGGUCCCAGUUGGCUACGGCAUUAAGAAGCUCCAAAUCCAGUGUGUGGUGGAGGAUGACAAAGUCGGGACAGACAUCCUGGAGGAGGAGAUCACCAAAUUUGAAGACUAUGUGCAGAGCGUUGACAUUGCUGCUUUUAACAAGAUAUAGAAACAAAACUGUAUCUCUUCUGAAACUGUAACUAAUAAAGAUCAAGACUGGGAGUGCA
Molecule: messenger RNA, 1161 nt
Organism: Phalacrocorax carbo (great cormorant)
Lineage: Eukaryota; Metazoa; Chordata; Aves; Suliformes; Phalacrocoracidae
Source: RefSeq, a predicted model, not a curated record